UGCUUCAGCAAAGCAUCUCUCACUAAUUCCUGAUAACAGACACCUUGUUGGUCAUUAUGUGUUCGCCCCCUGCCCCCAGAAACAUUCUGCAAUUCUCCUGUUUAUUGUUCAGGUUUGAAGAAAGCUUUCCUCAUUUCAGUGCUGGACUGGAAAUCCUCAGCAGGCAGUAGAUGGGGACAUAGUGAUGCUCUCAGCACACUGGGAGAGAAGAAGAACAGCUUUGACACAACUCCAGGAACAGCUGCAGAGCUUGCCGGCCUUCAUCAGUGAACUUGAUGCUAUCACAGCUAACAUAGCACAUUUGGAAGGUGACUUUGAGGAGAUGGAGAGCAGACUGGUAUACCUGGAGACUCUGUGUUGUCAGUGUGAACAACAGACAUUCAAACAACAUCAUAUCAACGAACUUGAAGUCUAUAAGAAAAAGAAGAGGAGGGAGUUGGACGUACUGGAAGUGGAACUGAAUUCUCAGCAUGCUCAGAAGCUGGCAGAGCUGGAGCAGGGCAUGCAGCAGAAACUGAAAGAACGACAAAAAGUGUAUGAAGAAGCCUUUAACCAAGACAUGAAGCAAUACCUGUCCACUGGAUACCUGCAGCACAGAGAGCCAACAGGAGCUGAUGUGUGUGCCCUGGAUGAGAUGACUGUAACUAACAUAUCAGACCAGGAGGCUUUGGAUGACUUCCUCAACUCCACUGGUGAUGACAUCAGUACCGGAUCAUCGCUGACCUCUGGUCCAGACCUUGAGUCCUGCUCCUCUGAAUCUUUGAGAAGCCAAAUGACCCAAGUGACCCAAACCCCUCCCACAAUCAACCAACUGUCCAACCAGGAUGCAGUAUGGGAGCAAGUAGAGGAAGCGGCCAGUGAGGAGAGUGAUGAGCCUUUGGUGCAGUCAGACGAGGAAGACAUUCAAUCAGACAUGUCAUUGGUUGGACUACAGGAUGUUGGCACAGUGCAGGGCUGUGAUGAGAGUGACCCUAGUGGGGACGUGCCCUCUGGGUAACCCAACAAUCAGGCCCUUGAAACUCCUUAAACACUGGGUACUACUGUGACUUGACACAGCUCCUAUCUCCAGCCAACAUCAAAGUGCCUCUUCCCACUGAAGUCUGAUGUCAAAAACAGAUAUGAUUUAAAACCAAUGCUUUAAGACAAAUCCUGAAUUUAUAAGGUGUGGAUACUUGUGCUGUGAGAAAGUGUGAUCACAGUCAGUAAUGCAAACUAACGGAUACAUUGUUUCACUGUACCCAGCAAUUGAUUAGUCUUUAAUUAUAAAUGAUAAGGUGGAUGAUAUUCUAUAAUUUUCUUUUUGUAAUCAAAUACCAAGAAAAACAGAAAUGAAAGUUUUGUCAGUUUAUUCAAAGCUAUAUCAUAUAUCAUAUAUACUAUAUCAUAAUACUUCAAGCUGAAUUGGUGUCCCAAAACUAUUAAAAACAUCAAUGAUGAGACAUUUAUACCAAAAACAGCUCUGCAAAUAUUCAAGGGGCUGAAUUGCUUUCAAAUGCAAAAACAUUGGUUUGUGUGACAAAUCUAAGGCUUAUCAGAGACCAAAACACUGCACAGCUGCUUAUAAGACUAUGAGAAAGGGUUUUACAAUUCUGGAGAGUUAUCAUGGUGAUAGUUAUUUCACUCUCAGUUGUGAUAAUUUCCAGGUAAAUACAUGUUUAAAAUUCACAGUCAAUAUUAAGGCUCACAAACACAUUGGUUUGGGACUUUUCAUUGGAUUUACUAACAAAAAGACACUUGACUUAUCCUUUAGCAUUUCUGCUUUGUGUUUUAUUUAAACUGUUUAGUCUGACAAUUAGAUAAACAAGUCUGUUCCUUACCCAUUCAAUAAAAAUAUCAAUAUGUCUGUAUGUCA
Molecule: messenger RNA, 1852 nt
Organism: Morone saxatilis (striped sea-bass)
Lineage: Eukaryota; Metazoa; Chordata; Actinopteri; Moronidae
Product: dysbindin-A-like
Biological process (GO): negative regulation of protein kinase activity; anterograde synaptic vesicle transport; regulation of synaptic vesicle exocytosis
Cellular component (GO): BLOC-1 complex; plasma membrane; cytoplasm
Source: RefSeq, a predicted model, not a curated record